UUAGAUUCGUUUCCCUGCUUUAAAUAAGACAGGCAUCCAUCAUCUGAAUUUCGAACUGCGAUUUUACUCAUUCAGCAAUUUGUUGCCUUUCAGACAAAUUUCCCUUUUCAAUUCCUCUAGGCUACUUCAUAAUGGCUAAAUCCUGUGCACUGUUGAGCUCAGUUCCUAAUGCCCAAAUGGCUAGUACCCAAAUGAAAUUGACUACACCCUUCAGAGUCUCAUGCUUAGUUCCCCGAAAUCAUGUUCAGAAGAAGAAAAAUUCAGCUAAAUUCGGCAUUGUGAGAUGUGAUGGAGGAUCUGCCACAGCAACUGCUGUUGAAGCGGAGUCAGAUGAUUUUGAUACCAAGACGUUUAGGAAGAACUUAACCAGAAGCAAGAAUUAUAACAGAAAAGGAUUUGGGCACAAGGAGGAGACACUGGCUCUAAUGGAUAAGGAAUUUCAAAGUGGCCUGGUAAAGACAUUGAAAGAAAACAACAAUGAAUGUACAUGGGGAGAUGUGACUGUAAAACUGGCUGAUGCCUAUGGAUUUUGCUGGGGUGUAGAGCGUGCAGUGCAAAUUACAUAUGAAGCAAAGAGGCAAUUCCCUGAUAAAAAGAUUUGGAUGACUAAUGAAAUAAUACACAACCCAACAGUUAAUCAGAAAUUUGAGGAGUUGGAGGUUAAAUAUAUUCCUGUAGAAAACAAGGAAAAAAAUCUGGAUGUUGUUGAUUCAGGAGAUGUAGUGGUUUUGCCAGCAUUUGGGGCAUCUGUAGACGAGAUGAAGGUUUUGAGUGAAAAAAAUAUACAGAUUGUUGACACAACCUGUCCAUGGGUGUCUAAGGUUUGGAAUACUGUUGAGAAGCACAAACAAGGGAGCUAUACCUCCAUCAUUCAUGGGAAAUAUUCUCAUGAAGAAACUGUUGCCACUGCCUCUUUUGCAGGAAAAUAUAUCAUCGUGAAGACCAUGAAAGAGGCAACAUAUGUCUGUGAUUACAUUCUCAAUGGCAAGCUGGACGGAUCCAGUGGAACUAAAGAAGAAUUACUUGAGAAAUUCAAGCAUGCUAUUUCUGAAGGAUUUGACCCAGAUGCAGACUUGGUAAAAUUGGGCAUUGCAAACCAGACAACAAUGCUGAAAGGAGAAACUGAGGAGAUAGGAAAACUAGUGGAAAAGACAAUGAUGCGUAAAUAUGGUGUCGAAUAUAUCAAUGAUCAUUUUAUAAGCUUCAACACUAUUUGUGAUGCUACUCAGGAAAGACAAGAUGCGAUGGAUAAAUUAGUAAAGGAGAAGGUUGAUCUUAUUUUGGUAGUUGGUGGAUGGAAUUCCAGCAACACAUCACACCUGCAAGAAAUAGGAGAGUUAAAUGGCAUCCCUUCAUAUUGGAUUGAUAGUGAGAAGCGGAUUGGACCUGGAAAUAAGAUUGCUUUCUUAUUGAAUCAUGGAGAAUUGGUGGAGAAAGACAACUGGCUGCCGAAAGGCCCUAUCACUAUUGGAAUCACAUCAGGUGCUUCAACCCCAGAUAAGGUUAUUGACAAUGUCCUAAAAAAGAUUUUUGAGAUGAAACAAGAAGAAGUUCUGCAAGUAUCAUAGAUUUAUCUACUUGGAGAGAGUUUCUAACUGUAGGCAUGCAUAUUUGGCAUUACAUAGAAAAUGUGAGCAGACUGGUGCUCCAUAAAAUCAAUGAAUGUUUUUAUAAGUAAAUGUUUUAUCUUUGUAACUUAGAAACCAUAUCUCCAAUUUGGAGGGUAUUAUUUCUACUCAGAUAUAUUUUCGAGUGGUUUUACAUAGCAAACACAUUGCUAGGAACCUGGUGUUAUUCAUGGGGUCCAAGAGAAGGUUUGAUUUGAUAAGAUGUGAAAAAAUAUCACAAACUCUUUCUGUGGAUUGGAUCAAUCUUUAAACAAAAUAUGUAAAUUAUUUGCAGUUAGUACUGGAUCAACCAAGUACGACUCAUUGUCAAACUACAGGAAUAGUACUAUUCGAAGUAAGAGUUAAUAUGUUCAGAUAAUAAUACUAGAGCUUUAUCUAGUUC
Cryptomeria japonica (Japanese cedar) is the source of this 2010-nucleotide messenger RNA. Its product is annotated as 4-hydroxy-3-methylbut-2-enyl diphosphate reductase, chloroplastic. Gene Ontology annotation, biological process: dimethylallyl diphosphate biosynthetic process; isopentenyl diphosphate biosynthetic process, methylerythritol phosphate pathway. The coding region runs from base 132 to 1568 and encodes 478 amino acids. The record is from RefSeq and is a predicted model, not a curated record. NCBI's taxonomy places the organism in Eukaryota, Viridiplantae, Streptophyta, Pinopsida, Cupressales, Cupressaceae. Gene Ontology annotation, molecular function: 4-hydroxy-3-methylbut-2-enyl diphosphate reductase activity; metal ion binding. The transcript has 10 exons.